AUGGCUCAUGAUACUGAUGAGAAAAAGAGUGAGAAUGUGAGGGAAUCUGGUGAGCAAAAAGAGAGUGAGGCAGAAGAUAAGUUAGAUGAACAAGUGGGGGAUUCUGGAGAGGAAGAAAAAGAUAGUGAGGAAGAAGGUGAGUUUGAGAGUGAAGGUGAGGAAGAAGAAAAGGGAAGUGAAAUCCCUUCAGAAGAAGAAAGUGGAGAGAAAAAGAUUGAAGAAACUUGGCCUCUGUUAACUCCUUUUACUGGAGAUGAGAAGAUCAGUAGUGAUGAGGAUGACUUACCCUUGUCUGAAGUAGGGAAGAAAAGAAAGAAGGCCCCUGUGAAAGCAACAAAGUCAGUUAUCCUUACAAAGAAAGAAGUGGCUCCUCCUGCUAGGACUCCUCUCACAAGGAGUAAAAGAAAGGCGGUUGAUAAACAGAUCAUUAAGGAGUCCAUAGGUGCCAAGAAGCCAAGAAAGCAAGUUUUAGUUGUUGAACAUGUAGUUGAGUUGGAUAAAGAAGAUGAGUCUGAUUCUACUUUGCAAGAAAAGACAUCAACACAAAAGAGGAAUGUUGUUAAAUCUACCAGGGAAGCUACCCCAUCUAAGAAGGCCAGUAAAGGAAAGAAAAAGAAGGGUAUGCAUGUUGUGGUUGAUAAUCUUAUUGAGAUCAGGAACAGAAAAGUGUUAAAUGGGAAAAUUAUUGCAAACAGUGAUGAGAAAGGGAUGGCUUAG
Messenger RNA from Nicotiana tabacum (common tobacco), 717 nucleotides. Lineage: Eukaryota; Viridiplantae; Streptophyta; Magnoliopsida; Solanales; Solanaceae. The record is from RefSeq and is a predicted model, not a curated record.